Penicillium hordei is the source of this 522-nucleotide messenger RNA. RefSeq lists its product as uncharacterized. The record is from RefSeq and is a predicted model, not a curated record. The transcript has a single exon. Bases 1 to 522 code for a protein of 173 amino acids. NCBI's taxonomy places the organism in Eukaryota, Fungi, Ascomycota, Eurotiomycetes, Eurotiales, Aspergillaceae.
AUGAAUCUCAACGGACUAUCCUGGCCUACCAAGCACCUUCACACGGCCACUAGAAACGGAUCAACAUGGGGCUAUGUCAUUUAUCGCACUACAUAUACUCCCCAUUCCAACGCCGCAUUCCUCCGAAUUAUCGAUCUUCUCAACUCCUACAUGAAACAUGGAUUAUACUCUGAAUGCGUCUCGGGAAACAAUACCUCAACCAAUACAGAUCUCAAUUCAUACCACGAGAUCUGGGCUCAGCACCGUUCAAUCAUCAUGAACCAUCCAAAAUUUGAAGGAGCAUCGAUGGACUCUAUUCGCGCUCAUUUCCGACGCUGGGUCGAUGUACAGGAGGAUCAAGGUCUCUCUACCCAAUAUAACAUGUGUAUGGUGAUCGAUGAAGAGUCUCUACAGACAUUGUUGGAUGCUCCGUCGCCCCAAGAGUGCUCCGAUGAAAAGGUCAUCGAUCCGAUGCGAUAUGUGAAAGUUAUACCACUGCUUCCGGAUAGCGAUGAUGAGUUUGAUGGAUUUAUGGGUGGAUAG